Messenger RNA from Cajanus cajan (pigeon pea), 1042 nucleotides. Its product is annotated as naringenin 8-dimethylallyltransferase 2, chloroplastic. Gene Ontology annotation, cellular component: membrane. NCBI's taxonomy places the organism in Eukaryota, Viridiplantae, Streptophyta, Magnoliopsida, Fabales, Fabaceae. The record is from RefSeq and is a predicted model, not a curated record. Gene Ontology annotation, molecular function: transferase activity, transferring alkyl or aryl (other than methyl) groups.
GUUCGGUGAAAAGUUAGCGUGGAUAAUGGCUUCUAUGCUUCUUGGCUCUUUCUCUUUGGCUUCUUCCCUUACCACUGGUUGUCACGUAACAAAUGCUUCAUUUUAUAAAAGUCGGAAAAUUCGGAAUGAAUAUCCCAUCAUGAGACAUGAGAAGCAAAAUAAUUUGAAGCAUGAUUAUAGAUUAUGCAUUGAGGCAGCAUCCACAGGUAAAGAAUGUGCUAGAAGUAAUGUUGUGAAUGUAGCCCCUGGAGAAUCAUUUGAAUCUGAACCUCAAGAUCCUAGACCAAAAAGCCUUUUGGCCUCUACAAAAGAUGCCAUAAAUAUUUUAACCAGGUUUAUGAGGCCAGUGGCAGCAAUUGUUGCAGCAGUAAACAUAACUUCUUCGGCUCUCCUUGCAGUGGAGAAUUUUUCUGAUAUUUCUCCAACAUUUUUUAUUGGUUUGUUGAAGGCCUUGGUAGCUAUCUUUCCCAUGAACAUUUUUGUUGUAGCCUUGAAUGAUUUAGCUGACUAUGAAAUAGACAAGAUAAACAAGCCAAAUCUUCCAUUUGCAUCAGGAGAUUGUUCUUUUGAAACUAUCACUACUAUUGUUGUAUCAAGUGCGAUUCUGAGUUUUGGGCUUGCAUGGAUUGUAGGUUCACCGCCAUUGUUUUGGGUUAUUUUCUCCCAUUUUAUUGCAGCAUCUGUUUAUUCAAUCAAUUUGCCCCUAUUGAGAUGGAAGAAAUCUUCGGUGCUUAGUGCAUUGAACUUCAUACUUGAUCGAGCAAUAAUACUCCAACUUGGAAUAUUUCUUCACAUGCAGACUCAUGUGUUCAAGAGGCCAAUCAUGAUUCCAAAAUCAUUGAUUUUUGCUUUAGUAGUUAUGAGCUUAAUCACUGCAGCUCUAUCAUUUUUCAAGGAUAUACCUGAUACUGAAGGAGAUAAAAAAUUUGGCAUUCGAAAUUUCGCAGUGGUUUUAGGCCAGGAACGGGUAUGGUCUUCUCAUUUAGCAUCUAAUAGCCAUAGGAUUUGGUUGUGCCCUUAUGUAUCUAUGGGUUUCCCCUAA